Molecule: messenger RNA, 1170 nt
Organism: Mercurialis annua (annual mercury)
Lineage: Eukaryota; Viridiplantae; Streptophyta; Magnoliopsida; Malpighiales; Euphorbiaceae
Product: protein PLANT CADMIUM RESISTANCE 11
Exons: 5
Coding region: 92-784 (230 amino acids)
Source: RefSeq, a predicted model, not a curated record
AGCUGUGAUUUUCAUUCAUUGCAAAUUAAUAGAAAAAAAAAAGAUUCUUAAAUUAUACAUUGAAAACAAGAUAAAGAGGCAAUCAACGGUGAUGGGUGAUUUGGAGAAGCAAUCAACGGUGGUGAUGAUGGGGGAGGAUGAAGAAGAAGAAGAGAAGCUGGCAGUGUUGGAUUUUGAUAUGCUGUGUUCAACUGUAGCUUUGCAGACGCAAGGGAAAUGGAGGAAGGUGGAGAGUGAUGAGUUUUAUGAUAAAAAUGGAGAAUUUGGUGGGGUUUUUAGAAUGUGGGAAGGUGAAGUUCUUGAUUGUUUUGAUGAUAGAAGAAUUGCUAUUGAAUCCUUUUGUUGUCCAUGCUAUAGAUUUGGGAAGAACAUGAGACGAGCUGGUUUUGGUUCGUGUUUUCUUCAGGCAGCUGUGUAUUAUAUUCUUGCUCUCAGUGUCCUUUUCAACUUCAUUGCCUUCAUUGUGACCAAGAGGCAUUGUUUUCUUUACUUAGCAGUUGCUUUUACCAUUUCGAUCGGAUUGUAUUUGGGGUUCUUCCGAACACAGAUGAGGAAGAAAUUUAAUAUUAGGGGGAGCGAUAGUUCUUUAGAUGAUUGUAUCUACCAUUUAUUCUGCCCUUGCUGCGCGUUAUGUCAGGAAUCCAGAACGUUGGAGAUGAACAAUGUUCAAGAUGGCACGUGGCAUGGUCGGAGUGACACAAUUUGCAUAGGUAGCUAUAGCGAAAACAAAGCAAUUGCUGAACUGUACCCACCUAUAAUCUCAACUAUCAAUCAAGUCCCAUGAUGUAUGCAGUAUUCAGAACAGCCUGAAGUUCAUGACGAAAAAUAUGCUUUUGGACUCCUCGAUGCUCCAAUCAGGAUUAAACAUAUUUGCCAUUGGCUUUCCGUUUAAUUCGAAUCCGAAGGGUGGAACGACUUACAAUUGCCUAUACAAGAUUAGCCAUUGAACGGAAAUCUUUGCCACAGAGUGCUUCUUUGUUAGCUAAAUGAGAAAUCAAGAAUCUGUAACAGCUUAAAUUAUAAGCUAAUAGUUGAGUUCAAUUGCCAAGUGCAUUCAUAUAUCUCUGGGAGCACAAGAAAUCAGCUUGUACAUUGAAACUUUUCUUUCUAGUCUAACGAUUAAAUGCCACCCACAAAUGAAACUAGUUAUGCUAGUCUUCGGGUUUUUUA